Molecule: messenger RNA, 1666 nt
Organism: Neodiprion virginianus
Lineage: Eukaryota; Metazoa; Arthropoda; Insecta; Hymenoptera; Diprionidae
Gene: PolD2
Product: DNA polymerase delta subunit 2
Exons: 6
Coding region: 158-1540 (460 amino acids)
Biological process (GO): DNA strand elongation involved in DNA replication; DNA replication
Cellular component (GO): delta DNA polymerase complex
Molecular function (GO): DNA binding
Source: RefSeq, a predicted model, not a curated record
CGCACUUUUUACACCGCGACGCCAUCGCGACGCAAUAAGCACGUGGGACACGUCACCGAUUAAAAAUUGAGAAUAACGACGUACACAAUAGAACAAACUUUCAAUUCAACCACUUUUUCCGUUUCAUACAUGAUUAUUCACCCCAUAACUGCAUGGCAUGAUGGUUCACGCAACGGAUUCCAGUGAUUCUGCAAUUCUGCUGUCAAAGCCCAGCGAUGAGAAACCCGUCGUCUUCGAAAGAACAAUCGUCGAGUACGAAGACCUGUCCGAAAGAUUCAAACACGGGUCAAAAGAUUUCAGCAGACAAUUUUUCCACGUUUAUUCUAUCAGACUCAGAGCUCUGACGGAACCGCUCGCUGAAAGAGCUAAGGCGAAGUGGGGAAAUGUCACGAUCUACAAGCUCGCCGACCUGGAGGAUGCUCAGGGUAAACGAGCCGUUGUAAUCGGAACACUGUACAAGCACCAGGAACUAAAACCGUCAAUACUACGUGAGCUCAGCGAAGAACAGCAGCUGGCACCCCCGACACCCAGAAUCAAUUACUGUUCUAACAAAGAUCAAUUGUUUUUGGAGGAUGAAAUGCUAAGGAUAAAAAUUGUCGGGAAUCACGUCAACAUAAAGGAUAUGGUUACUGGAAUUGUCUGUGCUGUUAUAGGCAAAGAAAAUGAAGACGGCACCUUUGAUGUAGAAGAUUGGUGUUUUCCUGGCUGUGUGCCUAGACCAGCCAUCUCAGCUUCACAAAAUGCUGGCAAAUUAUUAUUAAUUUCGGGAUUGGAUCUGGCAAACAGAGUAGAAAGUAUGUCGCUAAACCUUUUGACCGAGUGGAUAGAUGGAAUGAUAGGGGAUCCUGCCGUUCAAAGAGAGGAAGCCUCAAUUGUCAGAGUAAUCAUAGCCGGAAACAGUAUCAGAGGCAGUGCUGAGAUACACACGAGCAAAGGACAUUCGGGUGGUAAAGCGCAGGAUUCGGCAGCAGCUAAAGAAACGGCAUUUGCUGCACAAAGAUUCGAUAUGUUUCUGAGCCGAAUUGUCGAAUCCUGCUGUGUCACUCUAAUGCCCGGCCAAUUUGAUCCAACCAAUCAUAUGAUACCUCAGCAACCGUUGCAUCCAUGCAUUCUACCAAAGUCAGCCAGAUUCAAAAGCCUGCAAGGGGUGACGAAUCCAUGGGUCGGUAGACUGGGCUCUCGCAUUGUGAGUGGCACAAGUGGACAGCCUAUUGAAGAUAUAAUGAAAGUGUGCGACGUAUCCAAUGUCUCGCCGCUUGUUUGGUUAGAGCGAACCUUGAGUUGGAGACAUUAUUGCCCCACGGCACCGGACACUCUAUCGUCUUAUCCGUAUUAUGAAAAAGACCCUUUCAUUAUAGAGGAAUGCCCGGAUAUAUAUUUCGCUGGAAAUAUGGAAAAGUACGAGAGCAGUCUGUGGAAAGGUGAGGAUGGACAGACAGUAAGAUUAAUUUGCGUACCUCGAUUCUGUGAUUCUGGUACUGCGGUUCUAGUUGAUCUUGACACGUUGGAUGCUCAAGCUAUAUCAUUUGGCUCAAGCUGAAUCGUUACAUCAUAAUUAUAAUCACUAGUAAGUGCCUUACUUUUUCCAAUUCAGAGUGUUGCAGUCUUCCUGAGUAUCAUGUUUAGUGAUUUAACAACAAUAAACCUUUCACAAGUUCUGUAAAUA